CAGCCGAUGCCGACUUCAUCCUCGGUAUACGAUGAGCACGAUCAAGUAAUGGAGGGUCGUUGGCAAAAACUGAACUGAACGUAUCCUUUAAAAGUUGAGCAAAGAAUAUUGCAGGGUCUCCAGCCUCAACAUCCUCGGGAAGUCCUGGAGAAGCCAGAAUCCGAGGAAGAAGAUGAGCAUUGAAAUCAUUGACUUUGGCUCAUUUGCCUUGGGUAAAGCUCAACCCUCAGACAAUGAAAUGAAACGAUUAUCCACAGAGUUCAUGAGGGAAUUAAAUAAAAAUGGAUUUGUUUACCUCAAAAACACUGGGAUAAAAGAAGAGCAAGUGUUUAGAACAAUGGACAACUGCACAAAGUUCUUUCUACUUCCUGAGGAGAUUAAACAACAAUACGCCACAUCAAAAGACUCUGACAUUCCACACCAUGGAUGGUAUAAUUUUGAGACUGAGAGAUUAAACAGAGAAAAUUACAUUGAACUGAAAGAAGCCUUCAAUUUAUCAGCUUUGACUCCAAGUGAUAAGUGGCCCAUCAAAGAGGCUCCUGAGUUUUCAAAUUCGAUGGAGACACUCUUCAGAACUUGUGAGGAACUAUCUAUUAGAAUUUUGAAAGUUCUGGAACUGAGCCUGGGUGUGGAGACUGAUUUCUUUGUCAACAAGCACCAAAGGAUGGGAACUAUAAUAAAUCCUACAACCUUGCGGGCUUUAAAUUACCCACCAGUACGGAAAUCCUCUCUGAAGGAAAAUCAGACACGAUGUGGAGAACAUUCUGAUUUUGGAACAUUCACUCUACUUUUCCAAGAUAAAAAUGGAGGAUUGGAGGUAAACUCCAGGUCUGGCCAAUACAUCACUGCUCCCUACAUUCCAAAUACAGUUCUCUUCAACAUAGCCAACAUUCUGCAGAGGUGGACAUCUGACAGAUGGACUUCCACAAAACAUCGAGUACCAAUUCCACAGACUGAAGACGCAAUGAACAGGACCAGACAGUCCCUGGCUUUCUUUGUUCAUCCAUCUCAUGAUGCAACAAUCGCAUGUUGUGAUGGACUGGAUAAAUACCCACCCACCUCUUCUAUCCAGUACCUAAAGGAUGUUCAUAGUAAUUUGUUUUGCAAGGAAUUCUAUCCAACUACUGUUUGAUUGGGAUAGCGACUUAUAGACAUCUAUAUGGCUUUGAAAUUGCAGUAAAAGUUACCAAAUGAUUUCUUAACAAAACAUUAAUACACAUAUUCAACAUGUUUUUCCAGCAUAUCGGGGCAACAGUGUCUGCAUAUGCAGGUUUUAUCUUUUGUCAAAUUUCUGAACUAUUUAGUGUUUUGGUUUAGGUUUCUUCAUAGGCAUUUCUAUUGUGGAACUAAAGAAAGGGAAAAAAUCAAAGCUAUUUUAUAUAUAUCAUUCGGCUUUCUUGUAAUUCUUGAAAGACCUGCUGUCGUUGUUGCAGAAGAUGAAGGGUCCAUUUGCCCAACCCGACAACACACCACCGUUUCAUGGUAAAUAGUGGUCACAACACACAUUCCUCAGUAUUCUUCAACAAAAUUGCUAAAUCCCUCACUGAGUACAGCAAAAUGACUGAAUGGUACAGUCCUUCAGUGUUCUUGUGACCAAAUCACAAGUACUAACAUCACUCAGCAGUGUACUAUAUUUCCAGUGAGGGAAUGCUCACCUGUCUGCUCAGGCCCUAAAUAAUACCACAGCUGAGAAAGGCCGCCAGGAUUUUAAAUUUAAUCAUCUAGGAGAAAGAAGAAGCUUGAGAAAAGCUACAAAUACAUGUAAAAAUAAACUCGUAAGAUAGGCUUCUGCUACCAUUUAACUAUUUGCCCUGUUACGUACCCCGUAACUGGGUUGCCAACCCAGCAGAAAUGGAUCACUCAGUUGGAGUCUGGAGUACUAGAACUAAGAAAGUUUUAUUAAAGAAACAAGCAACACAGUAAUCGAAAGGAAAAUAAAUGCAACAGUUCAGCGAUUAUAAACACACAUGUGCACAGAAUUAAGAUAGCAGCAUCAAUCAAGCUCUAUCAUUGUCUAGGGGUAAAUGACCAAAUUUCAAAGUGACUCAAAGUUCAGUCCAGUUUAGUAGUUCAGUUCGCAGUAAUCGUUUCCAUGGCGAUGGACAACGUGGGGGGAGAGAGAGAGAACAGGAACAACUGAUCAUUCAGACAUGGCUUCACUCACAGACCAGCGAUUUUGGGCAGGUCCUUGGUGAUGUCACCUGAGGUCACCGACUGUGACCCCUCCUCCAGAUGCGGUCGAUCCUCUGCAGUGAACCCGGCACCCAGGCAAGGGCGGACACACACCGGGUUCCCGCUGAUCGUACCUUUCCACCCUGGCCGUUGUCUGGUACUUCCCACCGACUUGUGAGAAGCGUACCGCUUCCAGGGUCUCGUUACCUCGGGUGGCGUGUGUGUGUGCCUUAGCAAACCUGUCCCUUUUUAUCCCCCUGCUGGGGCAUCACCUGUCCAUCACUUCAAACAGUUCAAGGUUCAAAGGGGGGAGCCGCUCCAGACAGCUCUCUCUCCCCCGUUCCUUCAUUACACAUCUCCAGACGCUGCUCCAUUGUUCCUUAUCUCUCCUUCCCCUGAGGGCAGGUGGCAGACCACUUGCUGAUGUCACUGAUGCUAACCUAGGCCAGCAAACAUCUUAAUUUUAUGUGUAUUCUCGUCACAGCCCCCAAAUACUCUGGAUUGUUGUCUGGUUCUGUACACCAUUAUUAUUUCAAUAUGGAAUAUUAUCCAUUUUUUGUGGAUAAUAAUCCUCAGAUUCACUCACUACCCAUCUCUCCCCACCAAUCUGGAGGCCAGAUUUUCAUUGACCCUGACAAAGGCCUGGCUCCCUCUCAGUUUGAGAGAUUCAGCACUUGGCCAACUACUUCAAUAGAUGAACCCCAGGUAGGAGUUUCCAUUCCCAACAGCACAGCGCAGCACAACUGGCUUUUUGGUGACUGUGGAGUACGAAAAUCGCUGACUUAAUGAAUAGUAAGCAUCUCCAUCAACACAGUAACAUUCUGACUGACUGUCACUGGAUUGGACAAUCCAGCUCAAAAUUAUAGGAGAUGAAGGCAAAAUGAAGCAUCAUCAAAAGGUUUAUUCAACACAAAAUUUUACAAGUAUUUGGAACCUAAUUUCCCUUUUCCUUUUCAAACCAUAUGUAUUUGUAUAGUCUAUUCGUAGAAGUUUGAUUUAAAAAUACAGAAAUAGGUCACGUUGACUAUAACAAAUAGCAGGAUUUAGCCAUGAUUUUUCUUGAAUGGCAACAAAAGGCUUUGCAUUUAUAUAGUACUUUUUCCAUCCCUAUGAGGACACCUACCCCCCCCCCCCAAGACAGAAAGACAUUUUACAGCUGUCAUAAACUCAGCACACAAGGCUUUCACAAACAACUGUGUGAUAAUCUAAUUUUAAUGAUGUUGUUUGAGCAAUAAAUUCUGCCACUUGGCAGACACCAAAUAAUAUAAUCUAAGGUUCGUGAAAACAGUGGUCCUGCAAAUCUCCAACUCCAAGAUACGAUGAAGUAGACAGAUUUGUAUGUAACAAUAUGCAUGCAUGAAAGUAUAGAUACCAAAUAAAUUUUUCAUUAUA
Molecule: messenger RNA, 3564 nt
Organism: Mobula hypostoma (lesser devil ray)
Lineage: Eukaryota; Metazoa; Chordata; Chondrichthyes; Myliobatiformes; Myliobatidae
Exons: 8
Coding region: 173-1132 (319 amino acids)
Molecular function (GO): 2-oxoglutarate-dependent dioxygenase activity
Source: RefSeq, a predicted model, not a curated record